AUGGAGGCAAAGCCCAUAAGUGACGAUGCUGCACGCAACGUCCACAACUCCUUGAUCAACGCUUCCAAAACAGGGAACAGAGUCCAGAAGAUAUCUCGCCGCAUUUUAGACAUUAUUUUCGAGUAUGCUCUUAACAAGUUCGAUGAUUCAAAAGAACGCCUAGAGAGAGGCGUAGACAAUUUCAUGUCAAUUAUAGAGAAAUUCGUCGAAACGGAGACUCGAAUACAGACAUGUCUGCCGGCAUUCCCAUUCAAAUCCGCAAAUAAGGUUUACAAAGUCCUAGGCAGCUUGCCUGAUAAGGCUGAAGAGCUAGCACUGGAAAGACUGAAUACAAUGUGUGUGCGUAUACAGGAGGUAUACGCACCUGGUGCUGAAGUUACCAUUAUAUCAGAUGGCAUUACAUACAACGACCUGCUCUGUAUAUCUGAUCAAGAUACGUGGGCUUAUGGAGAGGCUCUACGCCAUAUGGCUACCGAAAAGAAGUUCAACUACGUCAACUUUGCUCGAAUGAAAGACCUGCUCGACUUUCCCGUGCCUGAAAAGAUGACUGAGAUCAUCUACGUUGCGAACUGUACCACUUUCCGCCGCUUGCUUCUUAAUCAGCAUGGCCGGCCCGACCUAGAUAUCGACCACGAGAUUGCCACAAAUCCCGACACAAAAUUGACAUACCUCGGAUACAAAAGAUUCUUGGAGUCAGAUUUAAAGCAUAUAUUUCCUCGAGGAGUAAAUCGAACUGCCAACGAAUAUAAGAGAGAUUGCAAAUUUCUUGCUAAACAGAUGUUACUUCGAGGAGAUGCAUUUACGCGCGCAAUAAAAAACGCCUUUCCCAAUCACUUGCGACUCUCAAUCCACGAAUCAGUGGGUGUAGACAAGCUUUGGAUAUGUUUGCUCAACACCAAAACAGGUUACACGACCCCCUGGCAUUGCAGCGUCGCCAAACUAGCCGAUGGAGAGUGGAUUAGCGCUCCGAUGGCCGAAUUCAGCAAAGAUGACAGACUGGAGCUCAUUUAUGAAGCCGGUAGGCCUAGUUAUUUCAAGGAGAAGCCGUUGCAGCGUGGUGGACUCAAUAUUGGCGAGACAUCAGCAAGCUACCUCCAAGAAGCUAGACCACGAAACGCCAUCGAAUACUUUAGCGAAGCGUCAACACCUACUCUGGUUUCUCCCAGUGCCGCCUCAUGCAGUAACUCUCCGGUGUUUUCGCCUCGUGCCAAUAUGCUCAGCAGCGUAGGUUUUGCUUCAGAAACUUCCUCGCCCCUAAGCUUCACAUCAAGCUUCCAGGAAGUUGCUAUAGAGGAUGGGUCUAACAUUGUCCUGUUACCGGGAGAUCUCGAACCUGCUCAAAUACCAUAUGGGAGAAGACUUCUACCUCAAAUUAUAGACAAGGUAGCAGUUGUUGAGCCAGAACGUAUUGUUUUCUCCUUGGCAACGCUCUCCGGCGAUACACUCAAUUUUGACCGCAUAUCUGCUCGCAUUUUCAGCAAGGCCGUCGAUAAAACUGCUUGGUGGCUUAACAGCCUUGUUGGCAAGCCUGAUUCGGUUCAACCAGUUGGAUAUAUCGGCCCUCAUGAUUUGCGAUACGUUUUGUUGGCAUACGCCUGUGUCAAGGUUGGAUAUGCUGCGUUGUUCCUAUCGCCAAAAAAUAACCUCGAGGGGGCGCUUGCCGUCCUUGAAUCAGUUAACUGCAAUAUUUGGGUUAAUGCUGCAGAUGUGCCGCCGGUUUCUUUAGUCAAUGAAAUCCUUGAGAAACGCCGCUUGAACCUUCUGCAGUUGCCCGAGAUCAAAGAGUUGCUGAGCAUUGACACUGUCAAGCCUUUUCCGUACACCAAAACAUUUGAGGAAGCCAUGAACGACCCCUUCUGCUAUCUUCAUACUUCUGGGUCAACGGGAGUGCCGAAGCCUAUCCCUUGGUCUCACAGCUUGAUUGGUACCAUGGACGCAGUGCGAUUGCUACCCCCUGCCAAAGGCUACGACGAUUUGCUUCCGUGGACAUCGGACUGGAAGCCACGCGAUACGAUAUAUUCAUCAUUUCCAAUGAGUCAUGGAGCCGGUAUUAUCAUGGAUAUCCUGAUGCCCGCUCUUUUCGAUUUGCACUGUAUCUUAGGACCUAGGGGUGUUCUUCCCAACAUCAACCUUGUGGAAACACUCGCAGAGAAUGCCAAGAUUGACAUUUGGAGCAUGGUACCGUCUCUUGUGGACGAGCUGGGAGAAACACCUGAAGUCCUUUCCAAGUUGAGCGGGUCCAAAUUUAUAUGUGCCUCUGGCGGCCCCAUCAGCCCCAUCAGCGCUGGAAAAGUAAAUGAUACCAUCAGAGUGUUGAACCUAACGGGCACCACGGAGGGUCUAUUUAUUGGCAACCUCAUCACAUCGAGAGAAGACUGGUUCUGGUUCUGCUUCCACCCGUAUUCUGGUUUCGAAUUCAAAGAAAUCGAAGAGAACACAUACGAGCAUUGGGUGCAUCGAAACGAACAUUGGCCUCUAUUCCAGGGCAUAUUUCACACUUUCCCAAAGAAGGAGUCGAUCAACUUUAAGGAUUUAUAUGUGAGACACCCAACGAAACCAUAUCUGUGGUCUUUUACAGGGCGAAGCGAUGAUCUUGUCGUCUUGUCCAAUGGGUAUAAGAUAACGCCCUUGGAAACAGAAGCUUUAAUCGCCACACAUCCUGCCAUUGAGAGUUGUCUUAUUUUCGGAACUGGGAAACCUCAAGCAGGUCUACUAAUCGAGUUAAAAGACCCGUCGAAUAAACCUGACGACCUCAUCGAUAGCAUCUGGGAAGUCGUGAAGAAGGCCAACUCCGUCUCCCGACACAAAGACCAACUUCUUAGGGAUUUUGUCACCUUUUCAGAACCCAACAAGCCUUUCAUUCGUACAGAUAAGGGUACUGUAAAGAGAUCUGCUACACUCGCACUCUACGCCGACUUUGUUGAGCGUUUUUACAGCUCUCGCAAUGACGAUAUUUGCUAUGGUUACCCCUUCGAUAUGGAUUCGGCUGAGUCAGUUCAGAGCGGCAUUCGUGAAAUCCUCGCUUCUUCGCUCCCUAUGAUCCGAACAGCAUCACCAGAUACGAAUUUAUUUGAUCUUGGACUGGACUCUCUCGGCGUUUUUGCAGCAAUCAGAGCAAUCAGAGCAGCUACGGGGUUGGGUGAACAGAUUGCUCCUCGUCACGUCUAUGCCAAUUCAAGUAUUGGCAGUCUUGCCUCAGCUAUUUUACGUCUGGUAGCUCAAGAGAAGAUGGAGAUCGAAGCAAGCAGGCUAGAAAAGCCUAUGGAAAGUGAUAUAGCUCAGCUAAAGGCUACAAUUGCCAAACACAAGGCGCGACAAUCAUUUCGACUGAAUGCCUUUGACUAUGUCAAUCCUAACCACGGCAUGGGUUUGGUCUUCUAUUUCUCUCUACAUCAAGGUGUUGGUUACGACCAAGUCUUCGCCAACCUACAAGAAGGCCUCAAUCGUACAUUCGACUUGAUUCCAGCCCUGAGUGGCAAAAUUAUGAACUCUUCUGAGCAAGACAUUGGUUAUACUAGAGGAAACCUCUGUGUUACUAUCCCGCCCGAUUCUAUGGCAGCCUCUGUACGAAAUCGUCUAGUCUACAAGGAUCUCUCCAAUACUCUCCCGCCGUUUGACGAGCUCCGAGAUGCGGGCUUCCCACCGUCUGCUUUUAAAGACGGCCUUGUCUUACGAGACGAUCCAUUCCCGAAGAUGCCCGCCGAUAUUUUUGUCGGCCAGGCUAACUUUGUCUCUGGCGGUUGCAUUCUAGCAGUUGACUUGAAUCAUUGUUGCCUUGAUGGCGUUGGAGCCAUGAUUGCUAUUAAGGCUUGGGCCGAAAAUUGUAGAUAUUUGCAAGGCAACGACGCAGCAACAUGUCAAUGGUAUGACCCCGAAAGCUUCAACCACAGCUUACCGGAGAUCAUUCACGAACAAGAGGGAUGGGAUCGACCACUUCGUGAAAUUGAUCCACGUACAUGGGGGUAUCUACCAUUCUUCCCUCCAGACGAUGAUGAAACCCAGACUGGUGGUAUCUUGGCUACAAACGAGGCGGCGAAAACGGUCAAAGAGGAGAACUUACUUUCCACGCAAGGUUCAAAAGAAAGAGCUCACUUGCCUCAGCUCAACUUCACUCUCCAUCCUAUUUGGCCAUUACCACGCGCUGAGAGAAGCUUGAACACGACUUUAUUUUUAAUUUCGCCGGAAAAAUUGGAAGAGUUGAAGCAAGACAGCGCCCCUGAUGCCAAGGCUAAGGGGGUGACAUGCUCUAUCAGCGACAUUGUGCAAGCGUUCUUCUGGCGCAGUGCCAUCAAGGCGCGGUAUCGCGUGGCUAAAGAAAUCCGCAAAGAGACCUUUGGGGCUGACGACAUAUCCAUUCUUGAGUUACCUACUGAUGGUCGCCCGUAUUUUUCCUCUUUGUUGCCUUCAACAUACACGGGCAGCUUGCUCAUCUUGAAUCGGUCCAGUAUGUCAGUCGAGACACUCUGUUCUCCGGAGACCAGCAUAGGGGAUGUUGCGUACUUGCUUCGUCAAUCUGCUAGGAGCAUUACACCCUCGAUCGUUCAUGAUGCAUUUUCAAUUUUGCAAUCACUCCCAGACCACACCAGGUUCUCAACAGCCAAUAUGGGACUUGAACAUAUGCAUGCUAUGAUUUCCAACAUGAUGCUAUUCCAAACCAGUGAGAUAUGCUUUGGAGACCAAUUCUUCGCCAACGGAGGUUCCCCGGAGUCUAUGCGGCCACAGCUUGAGCGUGGAAAUGGACGGUUUAGAUUCUUGGUCAUCUUUCCGAUGACAAAGGAUGGAGGCGUGGAGUUGGUCAUGGGUACUCACCCUGAAGAGCUGGAAAUGCUGAUGGACGAUGAGGAGUUUACAAAGUAUGCAACCCCUGUCGGCACCGGCCAUUAA
Trichoderma aggressivum f. europaeum is the source of this 4884-nucleotide messenger RNA. RefSeq lists its product as uncharacterized. Bases 1 to 4884 code for a protein of 1627 amino acids. The transcript is spliced from 6 exons. The record is from RefSeq and is a predicted model, not a curated record. NCBI's taxonomy places the organism in Eukaryota, Fungi, Ascomycota, Sordariomycetes, Hypocreales, Hypocreaceae.